AUAUUGCAGAGACUUUCAUUUUGAUGGAAAAACAAAUAAGUAAUUAAAGCUACAAAGACGGAAAGAAUGCUAUUGAUACGGAAAGUUAAUAUUUCUCAAAAUUGUGGAUCGUUACUUGGUGCAUAUGUAAGAUAAUAAUAGUUAUUUACUAAACAGACAUUGUUCAUACCAGAAAUAAGUCGAUAAAGAAGAUCCAAGAGAUAGGAGUUAAGUACUCAUGGAGACUUACCUAUAAAAAUUGUGUCAUUGUCUUAUAUAUUUCGAUUUAUCGACCUAUAUUUUAACAAUGACAAAGGAAGAAGAGGAUACAACUUGGUUGAUUGAGCUAGAAUCGGCGCUCUUAGAUGGUUGCUCAUCAUAUGAAAUAAACAACAUAACAAAAGGUAAAAGAAUUCCUGAUAGCCUUCGUGCUGAUAUCUGGCUAGUGUGUCUUAAUUGCCAGGACAGUGCCAACCAGUUACUUAUGUUUGAUGAAAUUUUUGAUUUGAAUAACCAAAAUGAUCUAAGAGAUGAUGUGAAAAAAUUUGUUCAAAAACUUGACAAUGAUGAUGAUGAAAAGUUGUCAGUAAUUUCAGACAUUGAGUCAAUUAUAACAUUCUAUUGUAAAUCUAAAUCUCUUAACUAUGCGUCUAGUAAUGGCUGGGUAGAAAUAUUAUAUCCACUCUUAAGUUUAAAAUUGCCACGCUCAGAUACCUACAACCUUUUUGAAAAGAUAUUAAAGUUAUACAUUCCAAGUGGAUGUGUGGCGAAUGGUGUACCUUUUCACAUUUUACGAUUGAUUAUCCAAUAUCAUGACCCGGAACUGUGCUCUUUUUUGGAUACUAAAAGGAUUACACCUGAGCAAUAUUGUAUGCCUUGGCUUCGGUCUCUAUUCUCCGGGACUUGUAACUUGGAAGUAGUUCUAUUUAUGUGGGAUUUAUACUUCCAGAGGUCUGACCCCUUCUUUAUAUUCUUCUUAUGUUUGAUAAUGAUUAUAAAUGCAAGAGAACAACUAUUGCAAAUGAAAGAGGAUGGUAAAGCAAAUAUAAUUGAAUGCUUAAGAAAAAUGCCUGGAGAUUUGGAUGCUAAUGAUGUUUCAGAUUUCUGUUCUUUAGCUCAUUACUAUUCUCUAAAGACACCAGUUUCUUUCCGUGAAGAUGUGCUAGAGGUAUUGUUCUCUGAUUGUGGACUUGAAAUUAAUUCAAAGCUCUAUUCUCAAGCCUUAUGUCUUCCAUUGGCUGUCCAUGAGCUUAUUGAGAGUGCUACCAUUGACAGUAUGGAUACAGACACUGUCAAGUUUUUUUUAGUUGAUUGCCGUCCAGCAGAGCAGUACAAUGCUGGUCACUUAUCAACUGCCUUCCAUCUUGACUGCAACCUGAUGCUGCAAGAACCCAAUGCUUUUAACACAGCAGUACAAGGCUUGCUGAGUGCCCAGAGGCAAGCUCUAGCUGCAGGCUCACUGGCGGCUGGUGAACAUUUAUGUUUUGUUGGGUCGGGUAGAACUGAAGAAGAUAGCUAUGCUCAUAUGGUUGUAGCAUCUUUCCUCAAAAGAAAUAUAAAGCACGUGUCCAUGCUCGACGGCGGAUUUGUGGCGAUUCACGAUUACUUUGGACCACACAUGACUGAUUGCUUAGAGGAUCACAAUCAGGCAAAGUGUUUAGUGUGCGCUCCCAAUAAUAAUAAUGUACAUUCGGAGUUAAGGGAGAUAAAGAAAAGAGAAAACAUUCCAGCUAUUCAGUUGUUUGGCAAGUUAUCGUCAGCAAUGAGGGCUAAAAGUCAGGAGGUCAAAGGAAAGUUAAUAGAGUACAUAGUUAAUCCAAAUUCGCAGAGUAACACAAGCGAUUGGCACGUAUCGACAUCUGACCGAAAGGAUAGCCGCUAUAGGAACGUGCCGCCAGUGUUCACCAUUAACGAUGAUGACGACGAGUCGUAUUCUGACGUGCGACCGGAUCCAGCCGAGCUCGCAGACGAGAUCGUACAAACACAGUCUUUUCUAAAAGGACCGAAUGUGAUCAAUAGUUUCCAAUGUCAAGAAGUGUUAUACAAUGGUUAUAUGCAUGACUCGUUCCUAGUAGUAACGGAAACACAUUUAGUUAUUCUACGUGAAAUCCCCAACAAGAAAGGUUUCGCUAAGGUGCUGUCGAGGCGGCUGCUGUCAACCAUUGUUAAGAUCACAGCUAAGAAGAGACACCCGGAAUUGAUCACAUUUAAGUAUGGUGUGCCUGAUGGUGAUAGCUUGCUUAUUAAAGAUAUGGACCGCUUUCUCAUCCCGGACGCUGCGCUUGCUACUAAAGUUGUUUCUAACCAGAUUGUUACGCAGCUAGACAAUAAAGCUGAGUAAUAUUUCCAUCUUGUUUCACACUGGUUUAGAUAAUGCAUGAAACUUUCUUGCCAUUCUGUCGUUAUAUUAGAUUAUUUAAUUUGUGUACAUUAAAUACUAUACGAUUUGCACAUAACAUAGUUAAAUUAAAUUUUAUUAUAAGUGCAGGUAGUAAUUAUUUCACCAUUCAUCGAUAUAAACGUAUUCCGUUUACGUGAUUUUUUUCUGUAAAAUAUGUUUCUCACUAUUCACCGCACAGCAUUCCAGUUCACUAUUAAUUUAUAUAUUUUUUGUAAAUGUUAUUUUAAUAUUAUUUUAUUGUUAUACAUUUCUGUAUUAACCUUUAGGAGUAAUAUUAUUGUGAUUGUAGUACCUACUUUUUUAAGAUUUAGAAAUAUAUCUGUAACAAAGAUUAAUUAGAGUAUUUAAAUGUUUUUAUUAUAGGAAAUGUUUUAAUAAAUUGCGCAAAUUAUUUUUAUUUUGGUUAUAUUUUUUACUGUUUAUCAUUUAGUUAUAGCUCUGUUCUAUUCAUUUCCUUAAAGUAGCACGGAUACAAUUUAUAACUUAGUACGUAAUUACGCAGUUAAAAAUUAGGUACGUAGAUAUUGGCUUCACCACGGCAUGUGCAUGUACAAUGCGAUGACCAAAAUUUGAUUUAAACCGUAUUUACGGGUAUCUAUUUCUACUAUGUAUGAAAUAAUUAUCCAAAGCUACGUGCUUAGGGUUGCUUGUUUCAUAUUUUCACAACGAAAACUAUGGUUAAAUUUACCAAGUCUUUAGUUUCUAAGCUAAGGUAAACAACGUUUUGUUUAGUCGUUGACUAUUACAUGGUAACUUCCACCUUAUGUGGUUUAAAAAACUCAUCAUUGAGAUUCAGUAUUCCUGAAAAAUAAAUUGCUUUGAGUUAUUAGAUGCCUAAAAUUCGUUUUAAGUGGUUUUCCUUCUAUGUACAUAGUCCCGGAAACUCCACGCAUAAUUUGGCCUAGUUACUCCCGAAUUUUUUCCUUAAUCGUAUCGUGUUUGUUUGCUGUUAUCUUGAGUCUCAUUAAAAAUGAGUAAACGUGACGAUGUUAGAAUUCUAAUAGGUAAUUUAGUGAUAAUUCGAUUGAAAUUGUUAAACGAAAUACGUGUAGAAAACCUGUUGAUGUAAACGACGACGACUAUUAGUACGGGUGGUUUCUUUAUCUUUGGCCUAAAAUGCAUUUAGAGUGAAUUAAAAUUUGAGCUACGAGCUAGUUUUGAUGGUCCAGCAGUGACAAAUUUUGACAGUGUUCAACAUCAGCCCUUACUUUGUAACCUCAGCAUCUGCAGAUUCAAUGUAGUUCUCUCAAUGUCUGUGGCGCUGAUGUGGCAAACUUGGGACUAUGAGAUCUUAUUGACGUCAUGUUACUGUGUCUGUAUCUUAUGAAUGUACUUUAGUACUUUGUUAUCUUUAUGCGACUAAAAUCUAAUUACUUCUUGAAGAGUACAAGGACAUACUAAAGUUAUACCUCUUAAACUAUUUCAGUGGUUAAUUUGAUCCCCGUUGGACACCUUAGAUAGCCAAUACGAAAAUCUUGGUUUGGAAGUUCGUAUUGCAGCACAUUCUAUAGUAAUCAACCAAUAUAGUGCACAGCUGAUUCGCAAUUGUUCCUGGCAUUGUUGACUUUUUCAUGUAAUAAUCGUACUUAAGUUAUAGCAUUCCUAUGUAUUUUAUUUGUGGACCUGAGUGUGGUUCGAUUCGAUUCGAAACGAAUGUUUUAUUAGCGACCGAUAUUGUUUUGUGUAUUUAUUGUUUUAAAGAUUUUAUGAAUUGUGAAACGAGUCAUUCAUUCUUGAAAUAUACUUGAUAAACUAUAAA
This is a messenger RNA of Pieris napi, 4139 nucleotides long. It is a transcript of the gene TBC1D23, whose product is annotated as TBC1 domain family member 23. Bases 287 to 2320 code for a protein of 677 amino acids. The record is from RefSeq and is a predicted model, not a curated record. Gene Ontology annotation, biological process: retrograde transport, endosome to Golgi. The transcript has 2 exons. NCBI's taxonomy places the organism in Eukaryota, Metazoa, Arthropoda, Insecta, Lepidoptera, Pieridae. Gene Ontology annotation, cellular component: trans-Golgi network.